Ascochyta rabiei is the source of this 1005-nucleotide messenger RNA. RefSeq lists its product as uncharacterized. The transcript has 2 exons. Lineage: Eukaryota; Fungi; Ascomycota; Dothideomycetes; Pleosporales; Didymellaceae. The coding region runs from base 1 to 1005 and encodes 334 amino acids. The record is from RefSeq and is a predicted model, not a curated record.
AUGUCAGCAAACUAUGUAUCGACGCUCUCAAAUGAAGACCCUGCGGAGCCCAUUGAGCUAGGCUGGUCUUCCGAGCGACCUCCGUUGCGUGACAGUAGAGAAGAUUGGACAGGAAUCACCAAUCCUUCCGAGAGGAGAAAAUUGCAGAAUCGACUGAAUCAGCGAGCUCGCAGAGAAAGAGCCAGGAAAAGGACUUCGCGAGAAGCCACAGCAAUUGCGGGACUCUCGUCUUCACAGGAUCAUACACGGUCCAGUGGAUCUGGCAUUCCUGGCAGCACAGCUGCAUCCCCAUCGCGCCAAGAACCAGAUAGCGUUAUUACGGUUGACGUUAAGCGGCUCCAAUCUAAAAGAUGCAUAGCGUCUAUGCCUCAAGUGCAGGCCUUGAUGAGUCGUUUCGCAGAUCAUGCAUACGCUAGCUACAUGCAAGGGGCGCCUGCAGUGGCGCACCUACCGCUUCUUGUCAGAUACAACGUAUCUACUGCGCUAGCAACAAAUGCGGGACUAUUGGGUGUCACUGAGGAGUUCUAUCGGUGGGAAGGCAUUUCUCCCAUGAACAAGCAAGGCCCAUUGCUGGGUUUAACCUUCCACAAUCAGUUCAAGAAUUGGCCGGCAACCCUACAGCCUACACAACUACAGCUUUCGAUGGAGCAUCAUCCAUGGGUCGAUUGUUUCCCCUGGCCAAGAUUACGCGAUAACUUGCUCAAAGCCUUUGAACACCCCGACUUGUGCGACGAAGAUGAAUUAUGUCACGAUCUCUGUAAUUACGAAGACGCGGAAAGAUACCCAAUGCUUCUCAUCUGGGGAUCGCCCUGGAAUUCUCGCAGCUGGGAGCUUAGCGAAGAAUUUCUCAAGAAAUGGGCCUGGCUGCUGAGUGGUUGUGGGGAAAUGAUCGUAGCAACAAACCACUGGCGGGUCAAAAGAGGCGAAACCAUGAUUACACCACAACAGUUUGCCGACUGGAUUAGGCUAAGCCUACCGAUACGAUUGAGCCCCUCGGGGACUUGA